AUCAUUCAUAGAACUGCUCUUCCUAAUAUUGGCGAUGAAUUGCACCACAGUGGAUGGAACGCAUGCAGCAGUUGCAAGAUGUGUUCGGUGCGUCGUAGUUACUUAAUUGCUCCUGGAAUAAAUUCGGACAGAAUUUACAUUAUUGACGUUGAAACUGAUCCACGAGCACCACGUAUACACAAGGUAGUUGAUACCGAAGAAUUUCAUGAAAAGGGUAAGGCCGGUGGUCCUCAUACAGUGCAUUGUUUGCCAAGUGGUGAUGUCAUGAUAAGCUGCUUAGGUGAUGAAACUGGAGAAGCUAAAGGUACUUUUGUACUAUUAGAGCAAGGCACAUUCAAAGUGAAAGGCACAUGGCAAGACGAAAAUGAUAGUGUUGAAUUUAACUACGAUUAUUGGUAUCAGCCUCGCCACAAUGUCAUGGUUAGCACAGAGUGGGCUGCACCCAAUGUUUUUAGAAAUGGAUUUUUUCUGGAAGACGUACAAAAAGGUCAUUACGGUCACAGUAUUAACAUUUGGGAUUGGACUACCAGAAAGCGAAUCCAGCGAAUGGAUUUAGGAGCAGAAGGUCUAAUUCCACUGGAAGUUAGGUUCCUUCACAAUCCUGAUUCAGCCAUUGGAUUUGUAGGAUGUGCUCUAUCGUCCACAGUUUUCAAGUUUCACAAGCACAGCGAUGGUUCUUGGAAAUCUCAAUUGGUCGCAAGAACUCCAAACAAAAAAGUAGCAAACUGGAUUCUUCCUGAAAUGCCGGGAUUGAUAACAGAUAUUUUGAUAUCUAUGGAUGAUCACUAUCUUUAUGUGAGCAACUGGCUUCACGGAGAUAUCAGACAGUAUGAUAUUUCAGAUACAGAAAAUAUAAAGCUUACCGGACAGGUAUUUCUUGGAGGCAGCAUAUGUAAAGGAGAAAAAGUUAUUGUUGUUGAAGAUGCAGAGCUGAAGGUUCAGCCAGAGAGACCUCAUAUAAAAGGAAUUCCUGUUCGUGGAGGGCCUCAAAUGCUGCAAUUAAGUCUGGAUGGUAAAAGACUGUAUGUUACAAAUUCAUUGUUCAGUGCUUGGGAUAAACAGUUUUACCCAGAGAUAAUAGAACAAGGAUCGAUGAUGCUUAUGAUUAAUGUAGACACCGAGAAAGGUGGUUUACAGCUGGAUCAAAAUUUUCUUGUAGACUUUUCUAAAGAAGGAAAUAUUUUAGCACAUGAAAUUAGAUUUCCUGGUGGUGACUGUACCUCAGAUAUAUGGGAUUAGUAAAACAAAGAUACUUGCAAAAACAACAAGCUGAAGUGUUUUUUUUUUUUUGCUAGUAAAGCUGAAAGUUUUUUGUAUUAAUGUGUUUCAAGAUUAUGAAAUAAUAUGUAUCAUUUUGCCCAUUUAAGAAGUAAUAAUUAAAUCAUAAGAUGUUUUUUACGGCAAUUUUCAUUCGAAGUUUGAUGUUCUUUUCUUUCUGGAAAAGCGCUGACUGUAAAAGAUUGUUUGAAUUAAAGUAUAUUUUUCAUUUAA
Messenger RNA from Parasteatoda tepidariorum (common house spider), 1491 nucleotides. The record is from RefSeq and is a predicted model, not a curated record. NCBI's taxonomy places the organism in Eukaryota, Metazoa, Arthropoda, Arachnida, Araneae, Theridiidae.